Molecule: messenger RNA, 862 nt
Organism: Lucilia cuprina (Australian sheep blowfly)
Lineage: Eukaryota; Metazoa; Arthropoda; Insecta; Diptera; Calliphoridae
Exons: 2
Coding region: 36-632 (198 amino acids)
Source: RefSeq, a predicted model, not a curated record
UUCAUUAGUAAAGUUAUCAACAAUUUUCCAACACAAUGGAUAUAAAAUUAAAAAUUUGGUUAAAUUUUCUGCUAAUAUUGCUACACCAAAGCCUCAUCGUACAGGGGACCCUCUACGUAUUCCUUAUUGAAGAUCCAGCCAUUUUUCAGGAUUGUAAAAAUGAACCGGAUUAUUUAGGUGUCGCCGAUAUGUUUGAUUUAUCAAAUUUAAGUAUUGAACUUUUAGAUGAAACUGUUCAUAUGGAGGGUUCAUUUACCAUGGUCUGGGAUGCUGAUCCUGAUGAUCGUGUAGAAUUACAUACUGAUCUUAUGAAGUAUGAACGCGGUAGCUGGCAACCGACAGUUUUUACAAUGAUUCAAAAAGAUUUUUGUGCAACAUUAUUCGAUGAGAAUGAUAUAUGGUAUAAAACAUGGGCUCAGUUUAUCGAUUCCGAUGAUUUGAAAUGUAUUACCAAUAAGGGACAUACCUAUCAUCAUGUACCUUUUGAUUUGGAAGCUGUUGCAGAUAUUCAAGGUGAGGAUAUAUCGGGUCGUCAUAAAUUAGUUUUAAAAGUGGAUGCCUUUAAUAGACAGGAUGAAAAGCAGCCAUAUUCGGUUUGUUUGGAAAUAGAAGGUGAUAUAAUGAAGAAAUAGCAUAAAUGGUGAACAAAUUUCAAUAUUCUCAAUUUAAUGUUAUUUUAUGACAUUUAUGCAAAUAUAAUUUUGCAUUCGUUUUUUAUGUUCAAAUAACAAAUAAUAUAAAUAAAAAACCCAACAACAAACGAUAUUUAAAACGUCUGCUGCUUGUUCUCUACCAACUAUUGUGUGGUGGUACUUUCAGUUCAAACGUUUGUCUGCCUGUUGUUUAAAACUUAAUGGUACAA